CCUAAUUGUUUGCUCAUGACGGAUAUUCCGCAGUGUUUUCCAGUAAAGAGUGUUGAAAUGACAAACUAAUGAUCGUACCACUUCUUUAUAAAAGUGAGAACUAAUAGGUAGACCGAAAAACCCUGAGGGUCCACAACUGAGCUUAGAGGCCUUUUAUUAAGACGCACGUGCACUGACGAUGAACGCAAAGCUCUUCCUCACGCUCACGACGGCGGUGGUCUUCAGUUGCUAUGGCGCCCUCUCGUGCCCAAAAGAGUGUUCGUGCCACAUCAGCAACAAAACUGUUGAGGUUGUCUGUCACCAGCCUACAAUGGAUCGUUUCCCCGGAGAGAGCCUUCCAGGUAACACCACUUCCCUGACCAUCCAGUACACCAACCUAAGUGCCAUCACUGGGCAUGACCUCAGAGCUAUACCUCUCCUACAAGAGCUCCAUCUGCCUGGGAACAAACUAAGCAGUCUGCCUGAAGAUCUGCUGAUGGGACUGCCUCAUCUACACACUUUAGACCUCACAGGUAACCAGCUAAAAGAACUACCCCCACGUGUGUUCCACCAUGCACCCCUCCUCAACCUUGUGCUCAAAGAUAACCUCCUCACCAUAACCCACGCAGACUGGCUUCCAAAAAACAGUAAUCUGACAUGGCUGGACCUAUCAGGGAACAGCCUUAGGAAGGCACCUGUGGUCCUGCUACAGAAUCUUCGACACCUGGUCACCCUGCACCUUUCUCAGAACCAAAUAGAGGAGCUCCCACUAGGAACCCUAAGUCCUCUAUCUAGUCUGGAGAGACUGCAUCUGGAUGAGAACAAACUUCAGUCCCUGGAUGCUUCGGCUUUUAGCCACUCUACAAAUAUAACGCAUCUGUUCCUUCAGAAUAACAAAUUGAAGAGUCUUCCUGCCAAUGUCUUCCAUGGGCUGAAACGUCUUGAAUAUCUGGACAUUAGUGAGAACGCCUUGCGUUUUCUUGCCCCUGGGACCUUAGACACAGGAGUAAGUUCAGUAGAGCUGAGCCUUAACCUAUGGCACUGUGAUGCUGAGAUUGAGUAUCUUUGGGAUUGGCUGAAGAGAAAAGCAGAUGCGGCUGACGUGAAGUGCGCAUCACCCGAGAGCCGGCGGGACAGGAAGAUCGUGACACUCACGCGCACAGAGCUGGGCCUGACAGAGUGAUGAGGGAAGGAAAUCAAAGAGAAGAGAAGACACCAGAAGACAAAGAUGUGAAGAACACAAUAAGAGAAGUGAGAGAGGGAAAAGAGCAGGAGAGGGUUUCGAGAAUGAACGUGAUUAUGGGAAGCAGUAGCGCAGAGGGGCUAAGUUGAAGAAGGGAAGAUGAGAGAAGAUGACGUGUAAGGAGGGGAAUUAUUAACUAUUCAGUCUGUACUGGAGAUUAGACUGCGCUGAUACGGCAUUGUUUUGGACAGGCUUAAAAAAAAAAAAAGUACUGACAUGAUAAAAUAUUGAAAAUGACAACAUUUUAAGAUAUAACAAUAUUGAAAAAAAUGAAAAAAAAAAUAUUCACUUGGUAAAAAUGAUGAAUUUAAUUCAAUCUAAAACAAUUCUAAUAAAAAUGAAAAAUACUGCAAAUGAAAUGAUGGUAAAGCUUUGAUUCUGAAGUACAACACAAAUGAUCAGGAAAUACUUCGCUCAGAUCCGACGCAGGAAGGUUAGUACACAGUUUCAGAAGGGGCAGUCAUUUUAAAAGUACGUUUUCAGACGUACAUAGCGCUCUUUUCAUUCUUUGUUGUAUGCGGUGACUCCACACAGACAAAACACAAAGAGAGAGAGAGAGAGAAAGGUCAAAUUUUCAUCUUUUAUUUGAAAUGUGAAUCAACACAGGGAACCAAAGCAUUACGUUAGAGGAGAUAGAAAAGUCGGGACAAUCUUCGUCACUGGUGAGGAAUGACUGCGCAUUCAAGCCCACCACGCUUUAAACAUCCCUCUUAUUCUGUCUCUCGUCACGCUGGGGCACCUCUUUGUUCAAUAAAUAAAAAGCCUCUUUUAUCA
Messenger RNA from Chanos chanos (milkfish), 1996 nucleotides. RefSeq names its product leucine-rich alpha-2-glycoprotein. The record is from RefSeq and is a predicted model, not a curated record. The transcript has 3 exons. NCBI's taxonomy places the organism in Eukaryota, Metazoa, Chordata, Actinopteri, Gonorynchiformes, Chanidae. Gene Ontology annotation, molecular function: protein binding. Bases 179 to 1162 code for a protein of 327 amino acids. Gene Ontology annotation, cellular component: plasma membrane.